ACCGCUGAAGACAAAAAUGGACGACACAGUAAACAAUCACUUUAGUCAAGACAUUAACCAUUUGAGUCACAACAACGACAAUCAUAUCCUUGAUAUUUAUAGCGAUGUCUUCAUUGAAUACGAAUUAAUGCGAGAGUUUUUAUUAUACCGAAAGCAAAACAUUUCACACAUCUAUUUAGUUCCGGCCAACUCUUCACCAUUUGUAUGGUUUGGUGUGAUGUUUGUCCACAAAGGCAUAUAUCGGGGAUUAGUCUUGCGAUUUGAAGUAGUCAUCCCUAACACAUACCCCAACUGCCAAAUACCGAAGAUAAUCUUCGAGACGAUACCAUUUCAUCCAUUAAUCGAUGCAAUAAGUGGUGAAUUGAAUACAAGUCUUAAGUUCACUGAUUGGAAGUCAUCGGUGAACAACAUUUGGCAAAUCAUUGAUUACGCAAAACAAGUAUUUAUUUCAAUGGAUUUCAUGCAAAGUCUUGAAGACAACACAUUAAGUAGUAGUGAUUUGUUUAACAAAAAGGCCAUCGAUUUGUAUAAAAAAGAUAACAAAGAAUUUCAUAUAAAAGUUACUCAAACCAUACACGAGUCAAAUGAAUUGAUAAAUAAAUGCAAUACAAAUGACACGAAUGCAAUCAUUUUCGGUCCAUUUAAUGAUGAUAUUCAUCAAGAGUUGCACAAAAAAUUGUUGUCAGGUAUUGAUGUGAUCGAAGAAAAUCUAAUCGCAGACCCGACACACCCGUCCGUUACCGGCCUAUCGUGGGUUCAAAGAGAUUAUUAAUAUGCUAUCAAAGCUCAACGUUUAAAUGGGUGGCUAACUAUUUAUUUACUCAUUUAUAUACACUAUAUAUUUUAAUAUUUAGUAUUAUCAUUUGUAUU
Oppia nitens is the source of this 870-nucleotide messenger RNA. It is a transcript of the gene peo, whose product is annotated as AKT-interacting protein homolog B-like. NCBI's taxonomy places the organism in Eukaryota, Metazoa, Arthropoda, Arachnida, Sarcoptiformes, Oppiidae. The record is from RefSeq and is a predicted model, not a curated record. The transcript has 4 exons. The coding region runs from base 17 to 772 and encodes 251 amino acids.